CGGCGUCCUUCCGAAAUGCGCGGUGCUGUGUUGCUGACAACGCUGGUGCUGGCGGCGCUGGCGCGCGGCGCGGUGCGCGACCGCUACCACCCGGACGCGCGCGCGGGGCCCGGGCCCGGCCGCGCGGCCGCGCGCUCCUCCGCCGCCGAGCGCGACCCGGCGCACUGGGCCGCCGAGGCCGCGGCCGCCAUCGACGAGCGCGUGCGGCGCCGCAACAACCGCAACGCGGCGCGCAACGUCGUCAUGUUCCUGGGCGACGGCAUGUCCGUGCCCACGCUCGCGGCCGCGCGCACCCUCCUCGGCCAGCGCAACGGCCAAACCGGCGAGGAGGCUCAGCUUUCUUUCGAGGCCUUCCCCACUUCAGGUUUUUCUAAGACUUAUUGCCUGGACGCUCAAAUCGCAGAUUCAGCAUGCACAGCGACCGCAUACCUUUGCGGCGUAAAGGCUAAUAUAGGCACAAUCGGUUUGAAUGGUAACGUAGUGCGAAGGGAUUGCGACGCCUCCUUCAACACCGACAACCACGUCGAGUCGAUCGCGGCGUGGGCGCUAGAGGACGGACGAGAUGCAGGCAUAGUGACCACGACCCGUGUCACGCACGCGUCGCCCGCGGGUGCAUUCGCAAACAUAGCCAACAGGGACUGGGAGAACGACGAGAGCGUGCGCCAGGACGGCGCCGACCCCGCGCGCUGCCCCGACAUCGCGUACCAGCUCGUCCACACGAGCCCAGGGAAUCAGUUCAAGGUGAGACUUAAGUGCCAAAGCAUAGAUUUGGAUAUCCAAAUUAGUACAUUAGGCAUUGUAGAAAACUGCAAUGCAAAUUUAUUAAAUGUAACAAAACAACCAAACCUUUUCGACCGCCUAGUUAUUUGGGAUUUACCAUACACUACGUCUUUGUCUCCACAGGUUAUAUUGGGUGGUGGAAGAAGAGAAUUUUUACCUUUUAACUUCACCGAUGAGGAAAGUUCGCCCGGUGUUCGCCACGACAAUCGUAACUUAAUCGAAGAGUGGCAAGAAAACAAAGCAGCACAAGGUGCGAGCUAUGCUUACGUUUCGAAUAGGGACCAGUUGAUGAACGUGUCAUCGUCGUUACCGGACUAUCUGCUGGGUCUAUUUGAGAACAGCCACAUGCAGUACCACUUGGAAGCCAACAACGUUACCGAGCCCACACUCGCGGAGCUAACAGAAAUAGCGAUUAAGUCCUUGAGCCGCAACGAGAAAGGUUUCUUCCUGUUCGUGGAGAGCGGGCGCAUCGACCACGGCCACCACGACAACUACGUGGAGCUCGCGCUGGACGAGACCAUCCAGAUGAGCGAGGCGGUGCGGGUCGCCACCGAGCUGCUGUCCGAGGAGGACUCGCUCAUCGUGGUCACGGCCGACCACGCGCACGUGAUGGCCUUCAACGGCUACACGCAGCGCGGCGGGGACAUCCUCGGCGUCUCCGACGACCGGGACGAGGACGGCGUGCCCUACAUGACGCUGUCGUACACGAACGGGCCGGGCGCGCGGCAGCAGGUGAACGGCACCCGCCCCGACGUGACGACGGAGGACGACUUCGGCGGCAGGCGCUGGCGGGCCCACGUCGAGAUCCCGCUGGACUCGGAGACGCACGGCGGCGACGACGUGGGCGUGUUCGCGCGCGGGCCGCACCACGACUUGUUCACGGGCGUGUACGAGCAGAGCCAGCUGCCGCACCUCAUGGCCUACGCCGGCUGCUUCGGGCCGGGCCCGCACGCCUGCAACGCGGGCCCUGCCACUCACAUNACUCACAUUCCGUACUUUUUGCUGGCAUUGAUUACUCUAUGCCAAAUCUUACGAACGUAGAGACUAUUAUUGAAUUAGUGCUUAGUAAUAUGUGAUUUUCUUUAAUUUAUUGAUAAUACUAUUGAAUUAUUAUUUAUUUAUUAACUAGUACAAAACUAAUUUUCUGAGUAAUUAUCUCAUUUAAAACAAUUGUAAGCUGACAAUAUACCUCCUGCAUAAUCGUCCACUUGCGACGACACAAUGUGAUAUCUCGAAUUAUACAGUGUCUUGAUGAAGUGCAUAUGAAAAUAUUAUUGAAACUAGAUCUACUUUUAUCGAAGGAAAAAAUGACAAAAAAUAAUUAUCUGAGAUUUUUUUAUAAUUUUUUUU
Molecule: messenger RNA, 2130 nt
Organism: Ostrinia furnacalis (Asian corn borer)
Lineage: Eukaryota; Metazoa; Arthropoda; Insecta; Lepidoptera; Crambidae
Product: membrane-bound alkaline phosphatase-like
Exons: 4
Coding region: 16-1821 (601 amino acids)
Biological process (GO): dephosphorylation
Molecular function (GO): alkaline phosphatase activity
Source: RefSeq, a predicted model, not a curated record